GAGUGGAUAUCUCUGUCCGGCACGAGCUCAAUCCGAUGUCAACAAAGCAGGCAGCUGCUGUUGUGUUGAGCGCUGUAAAUAACCAAUAGGAACCUGGAAAAAGUUAGAGGAGCGCCUUUUAGCCAAUCACAAAGCGCAGUAGGCGGGCUUUAGAAGCUUCUUCCAAUCGCUCAAGCCGUUACGUGUCGCCGAGCAACCAGGACGCUGCACGCAUGCGCACUUUAAACGUCUGGCUCGGCGAGCCGAGCGUGCUGUUUACAUUUCUAAAUAAAACUCGUCACAGACGAUGCCGGGAAGUUCCGUCAUAAACGGCCGGCAACAUAUCGGACUGCAGAAACUGUCGGCGCUGGCCGGAGUGGUUCGUUCCUCCGUGGGCCCCCAUAAAAAAUACAAGUUUAUUCAGGAUGAGACGAGCGGGGAGUCGGUUCUCGCCUGCUCGUGUUUCCGCAUCAUCGAGAGCCUGGAGCCGACGUGCGCCGUGGGGCAGCUGGUUUUUGAGACCAUCCGAGCCCAUCAUAAAGUCUCCGGCUCAGGAUCAGGAUGCUUGUUGUUUCUUGCCGGCGCAUGGAGCCGCGCCGCUCUGGAUUGUCUCACGAGAGGAGUGUCAGUUACGCAGAUAAUCUCCAUUAUGUCCGAGGGGAUGGACAUCUGCGUAGAUGUUUGCAAGAAAUCCUCGAUUUCUUUCGAGGAUCUUGCUGCAAGAGAGAGACUCGCCGCCGCGCCUCAUGGGUCAGGACAACAGCCGUCGGAGACGACGACGUCUGAUCCCAGGAUUCUCAGGAAAACGAAGCUCAGCAGACAUUUUUGUGAGGCCGCCUCCAGAAGCGUCCCCGCAGCCGGAGUUGCUGGCGUUGCCGAAACGUUGAGUCACGGUUGUGACGGCUCCAUGAAACUCGUGGUCGAAGCCGUUCAGAUGCAGUCGAGGGCGAACCGAGGGCCGAGCGAACCCACGUUUGACUUAUCAAAAGUGACGACUUGUGUCGUGCCCGGUGUGUCGGAGGAACGCGCCUGCGUUCUUCAGGGAUGUGUUGUUCUCUUGUCUCACCAGCAGGCUUCGGUCGCGAACCGGAUCAAAGAGCGACGCCUGAAGGUCGCUCUCAUUAAGGGGGAUCUGUCGCACGCGUAUCGCCACCUCGGCUUCAGGAAGACGGCGGGCGUGCAGCGCGUGAGCGAGCAGCUCGUGUCGGCGGGUUCCAGCGAAGAGGACGAGUGGUUGGAGAAGGUGCUGCGAGUCUUCUCGAGCCUGGAGGUGGGCCUGGUGGUGACCACGGGGCUCGCCUGCGAGACGCUAGUCCAGCUCUGCUGCCGUCAUCACAUCCUCGUAGUGGAAAAUAUCAACGCCUCCGUUUUAAGAGUAAUGGCCGACUCGUCCGGUGCGGUCCCGGUGACGUACGCCACGCAGCUGAGCGCGCACAGCGUCGGCUCCGGGGCGCAGGUGUUCGUCCAGAGGGACCUCRCCUGCUUGGAAAGGUCGUCCGCGGCGGCCGUGAGCGUCUCCGCCGGCGGGGAGGAUGGACUGGUGACGGCGGUCAUCACGAGCUGCGUGCGGGGGAAGCUGCAGGCGCUGGAGGAUCAGUUCUGGACCUGCGCUCAUCGUUUGAACCACGCCCUGAAGGACGGGGUCCUCCUGCCCGGCGCCGGCGCCGCAGAAACACUCUGUGUUCAUCACCUGCUGGAACAGGCAGGACGUCGUCACGGAACGGAAAUACCCACUGACGUCCACAGAGGCGACGUGCUGCGGCUCAUGGCGGACGGUUUCAUCGAUUAUAUAACCGCCACUUUCGUUAACACCGGGAGGUCCUCAGCCGUCCAGGCGAGGACCGCUGUGAGCCAGCAGCUGCAGGAGAUUCACUCAGAUCAAAUCAUCGCAGCAAAGUUCUCCCAGCUCACCUUGGAGGGUGAAAAAGAAGAAAAAACUGACGUUCUUCCAGCAGUAAAACCGAUAAUCUGUGAUAAUCUGAGCAUCAAGCUGCAAGCGUGGAGGAAAGCUUUAGAUCUGGUUUUUCUGGUUUUGCAGACGGAUGCAGAGAUCAUCACAGGGACACAUGGAGGAAACGAUGAUCUGAUGCUGCUCUGAUUCAACUGAAACCUUUAUUUUUCAUCAAAGUGUCGCUUCAUUUAGUCUAAUUAUUUUAGCUUAAAGGUCCUGUCACACUAGACAACUUAUGACAAGUUAUAAAAAUUUUAAAGACGUCUACAUUGAAGAUGGACUUGAAAAAAUCAACCGGAAGCUCGUUUUAGACGUGUACAUUCUGUAACUCUAACAAAUAGAUCAAACAGAUAGAUCUUAUUAGCAAUUUAAACAUUAAAAAUGUUUCUCAAGUUGUCUAGUGUGUCAGGGCCUUUAGACUGUUUGAAGAAAACGCUGCGCAUUUUUCACCACAAGAGGGAGACGUACACGCUAGAAAAUAAAGUUUAAGAUUUUUUUUUCCAAGUCUGAAAAUGUUUUUUAUCCUUUUUUUCAUCAAUUGUCAAUCAAUUAAAAACAAUCUUAAUUUUUUUACUAGUACAAUAG
Austrofundulus limnaeus is the source of this 2515-nucleotide messenger RNA. It is a transcript of the gene bbs12, whose product is annotated as Bardet-Biedl syndrome 12. The record is from RefSeq and is a predicted model, not a curated record. Gene Ontology annotation, biological process: photoreceptor cell maintenance; chaperone-mediated protein complex assembly. Gene Ontology annotation, molecular function: ATP binding. The transcript has 2 exons. Bases 287 to 2077 code for a protein of 596 amino acids. NCBI's taxonomy places the organism in Eukaryota, Metazoa, Chordata, Actinopteri, Cyprinodontiformes, Rivulidae.